Molecule: messenger RNA, 2469 nt
Organism: Penicillium brevicompactum
Lineage: Eukaryota; Fungi; Ascomycota; Eurotiomycetes; Eurotiales; Aspergillaceae
Product: pre-mRNA-splicing factor CWC22
Exons: 1
Coding region: 1-2469 (822 amino acids)
Biological process (GO): mRNA splicing, via spliceosome
Cellular component (GO): catalytic step 2 spliceosome
Molecular function (GO): protein binding; RNA binding
Source: RefSeq, a predicted model, not a curated record
AUGUCCGAUUCGGACGUUCUUCAGUCUGCGGUGCGCGUCCCCACGCCUCCCCCAGGUGUGUCGGACUCACCAGCGACAGCCUCUCGGAAACGCUCGCCUCCGUCUCGUUCUCCCUCGCCGAAUCGCCGUCGCUCUCCUCCUGGUGAUUCCACCCGAAAUGGCUCCGAUGUCCCCAAUGGUGAUGCGGAGCGUGCUGAUGACAGAGAACGACAACUCGCUGAGCGCGUUCGCGAACAUGAAAAGCGCGAAGCAGCGCGCAAGCCGAUGACCGAGGAGCAAAAGCAGGCCUCCGCAAAGGCAGAAUACGAAAAGCUACUCAACAUGCGAUCGGGCGGUACCUAUAUCCCUCCGGCCCGACUUCGUGCGCUGCAGGCGCAGAUCACAGAUAAGUCGAGCAAGGAAUACCAGCGCAUGGCGUGGGAAGCUUUGAAGAAGUCAAUCAACGGUCUUAUCAACAAAGUCAACGUCUCAAACAUCAAGUUUAUUGUGCCGGAACUCUUUGGUGAGAAUUUGGUGCGAGGCCGUGGAUUGUUCUGUCGGUCCAUCAUGAAGGCGCAAGCGGCUAGUUUGCCAUUCACUCCCAUCUAUGCGACUAUGGCGGCGAUUGUGAACACGAAGCUCCCGCAAGUUGGUGAUUUAUUGCUUUCUAGAUUGAUUGUUCAAUUCCGCAAAGCGUUCAAGCGAAACGAUAAGGCAGUUUGCAUCUCGUCUACGACCUUUAUUGCACAUCUCUGCAAUCAACAAGUUGCCCACGAGAUGCUGGCAGCUCAGGUCUUGCUACUUCUCCUGCACAAGCCGACAGACGACAGCGUGGAAAUUGCCGUGGGACUCACGCGAGAGGUCGGCCAGCACCUGGAAGAAAUGAAUGCCCCAAUCGCUCUCGCUGUAUUCGAUCAAUUCCGAAACAUUCUGCACGAGGCCGACAUUGACAAGCGUGUGCAAUACAUGAUUGAGGUGCUGUUCCAAGUGCGCAAGGAUCGCUACAAGAACAACCCAGCUAUAAAGGAGGAAUUGGACCUCGUGGAAGAUGAAGAUCAGAUUACCCACCGUGCUGGCUUGGAUGAUGAUCUUGAGACUCAGGACAUGCUCAAUAUCUUCAAGUACGAUGCAGAGUGGGAGGAGCAUGAGGAGGCUUACAAGAAAUUGAAGGCCGAGAUCCUGGGCGAAGACAGCGACGAGGACGGCGAAGACGGAUCGGACGAAAGCGAGGAAGAAGAAUCGGAUACCGAGGAGGUGCAAAUGGACAUCAAAGACCAGAGUAACACUGAUCUGGUCAACCUUCGGCGAACCAUUUAUCUCACUAUCAUGUCCAGCAUUGAUUUCGAAGAAUGUUGUCACAAACUGAUGAAGAUUAACCUGCCGGCCGGGUUAGAGCACGAACUUCCUUCAAUGAUCAUUGAAUGUUGCUCCCAAGAACGAACCUACUCCAAAUUUUACGGUUUGAUUGGAGAGCGGUUCGCAAAAAUCAACCGUCUUUGGUCUGAUCUCUUCGAGGCGGCCUUCGCCAAGUACUACGAUACCAUCCAUCGUUAUGAAACGAACAAACUCCGCAACAUUGCGCAGUUCUUCGGGCACUUGAUCAGCAACGAUGCCAUUGGCUGGCACGUGUUGUCUGUCAUCCAUCUCAAUGAAGAGGAGACCACAUCAAGCAGCCGUAUCUUUAUCAAAAUUCUCUUCCAGAACCUUGCAGAGAACCUCGGCCUGCCAGGUCUCCAAACCCGCUUCAGAGAUGAGAUCCUCCGCCCAAGCUUCGAGGGCUUGUUCCCCACAGAGAACCCUCGUCACACCAGAUUUUCCGUCAAUUACUUUACCAGUAUUGGCAUGGGUGUGUUGACAGAGGACAUGCGCGAGCAACUAAAGAACGCCCCUCGCCCUGCAGUCCCAGCCCUCCCCGCACGCGCUUCUCGGAGUCUGUCGCGCACUCCAUCCGAUCGCUCGCGCUCACGCUCCAUGUGCUCAACAUGCACCGGAUCCCCACAUUCCCGCCGCUCUCGGUCUCCUUCAUACUCCCGCUCGCCCUCUCGAGGUCGUGGUCGCUCUGACUCCCGUUCACUUUCUCGGGGUCGCAGCCGCUCCUACUCUCGCUCACUCACUCGUUCUUCCCGGAGCCGGAGCCGGAGCUAUACCCCAUCCCGAUCUCGCACUCCGGUUCGCCGUCGCCGUGAUGUAUCCGACAGCCGAUCCCGUACUCCCGCCGGACGGUCCCGGUCCCGGUCUCGGUCUAUUUCUCGCACUCCGGCCAAGCGCCGAGCUCGUUCCCGCUCCCGCUCCUACGACUCACGAAGUCCGAGUCGUAGCCGCAGCCCAUAUCGUCGCUCGGUCUCUCGGGGGGCAAGAAGGUACACUGAGUCCGCGUCGCCCCCUCCUCGGCGCAGACGCGAUGAUUCACACUCUCGCUCGCCUCCUCCUAAGCGUCGGGACGAAUCACGGGGUCGAAGCUAUUCGCGAACACCGCCUCGCCGUAGAUAA